Molecule: messenger RNA, 6326 nt
Organism: Sphaerodactylus townsendi
Lineage: Eukaryota; Metazoa; Chordata; Lepidosauria; Squamata; Sphaerodactylidae
Gene: MTR
Product: 5-methyltetrahydrofolate-homocysteine methyltransferase
Biological process (GO): pteridine-containing compound metabolic process
Molecular function (GO): cobalamin binding; zinc ion binding; methionine synthase activity
Source: RefSeq, a predicted model, not a curated record
ACGGCCCAUUGAAUCGGUUUUCUCUUUUUACGCAUUCGAGAGGAAGCAGGACGGGAUGACGCCCACGCGCCACGAAUUGGCUGAGCCCGGUCCGCAGUCGAGCGAUAACAAGAAAAGUUUGAAAGAUGAAAUUGAAUCAAUUUUGCGGGAGCGCAUUAUGGUUUUGGAUGGAGGCAUGGGGACCAUGAUCCAGCAGUACAACUUGAUGGAAGAGGCAUUUCGAGGUCAAGAAUUUAAGGAUCAUCCCAAGCCCCUGAAAGGAAACAAUGACCUCUUGAGUAUAACUCAAUCUGAUAUCAUUUGCAAAAUUCAUAAGGAAUAUUUGUUGUCUGGUGCUGACAUCAUUGAAACAAACACUUUCAGUAGCACCAGAAUAGCACAAGCUGACUAUGGCCUUGAGCAUCUGGCUUAUCGAUUAAAUAAAAUGUCAGCACAAAUAGCCCAAAAAGCAGCCAAUGAUAUUACUGCACAGACAGGAAGUAAAAGAUAUGUUGCUGGGGCAAUGGGUCCUACAAACAAGACUCUUUCAGUGUCCCCUUCAGUGGAGAAGCCAGAUUACAGGAAUGUUAAUUUUGAUGAACUGGUGGAAGCAUAUACAGAACAGGCCAGAGGACUUCUAGAUGGUGGAGUAGAUAUCAUGUUAGUUGAAACCGUAUUUGAUACAGCCAAUGCCAAGGCAGCUCUGUUUGCUCUCCAGAAAUUGUUUGAGGAAGAAUAUUAUCCAAGACCAAUAUUUGUAUCGGGAACCAUUGUUGACAAAAGUGGUCGUACUCUCUCUGGCCAGACUGGGGAAGCGUUCGUCAUCAGUGUAUCUCACAGUGAGCCACUUUGCAUUGGAUUAAACUGUGCUUUGGGAGCAAUGGAAAUGAGGCCUUUCAUUGAAACUAUUGGGAAAUGCACAACUGCCUACAUAAUUUGCUAUCCCAAUGCAGGUCUUCCUAAUACCUUUGGUGGUUAUGAUGAAACUCCUGAAGUAACAGCCAAGCACCUAAAGGAAUUUGCCUUAGAUGGUUUGGUGAACAUAGUUGGUGGCUGCUGUGGGACCACACCAGCACACAUCCGGAAGAUAGCAGAAGCAGUAAAAACAUGCAAACCUCGCAUUCCUGCCUCCUCUGUGUCUGAAGGAUGUAUGUUGCUGUCAGGUCUGGAACCAUUCAGAAUUGGACAAUACACCAACUUUGUUAAUAUUGGUGAACGCUGUAAUGUUGCAGGAUCAAGAAAGUUUGCCAAACUCAUAAUGGCAGGCAAUUAUGAAGAAGCACUGAGUGUUGCUAAGGCCCAGGUUGAGAUGGGGGCUCAAGUUUUGGAUAUAAAUAUGGAUGAUGGAAUGCUAGAUGGACCAAACGCUAUGACUAGAUUCUGCAACUUCAUUGCGUCGGAGCCUGACAUUGCCCAGGUGCCACUCUGUAUCGAUUCAUCAAAUUUCUCAGUGAUAGAGGCUGGAUUGAAAUGUUGUCAAGGCAAAUGCAUAGUGAAUAGCAUCAGUCUGAAAGAAGGUGAAAAUGACUUCUUGGCAAAAGCAAGACAGAUUAAAAAAUAUGGAGCAGCUGUGGUAGUUAUGGCCUUCGAUGAGGUUGGUCAGGCCACAGAAACUGACGAAAAAUAUUUGAUCUGCUGCAGAGCCUACCACCUUCUGGUGAACAAAGUGGGCUUCAAUCCAAAUGAUAUCAUUUUUGAUCCCAACAUUCUGACCAUUGGUACUGGAAUGGAAGAACAUAAUUUAUAUGCUGUUAACUUUAUCAAUGCAACUAAAAUCAUAAAAGAAACACUACCCGGUGUCAAAAUAAGUGGUGGUCUUUCCAAUCUGUCCUUUUCGUUCCGAGGAAUGGAGGCUAUUCGAGAAGCAAUGCAUGGGGUGUUUCUUUACCAUGCAAUUAAGUCUGGAAUGGACAUGGGAAUAGUGAAUGCAGGAAACCUGCCAGUGUAUGAUGAUAUCCAUAAGGAGCUUUUGCAGUUAUGUGAAGAUUUGAUUUGGAAUAAAGAUCCAGAUGCAACAGAAAAGCUUUUACGUUAUGCUCAGACCCAUGCUCAAGGAGGAAAGAAAGUGGUGCAGGCUGACGAAUGGCGAGAUGGCUCUGUAGAGGAGAGACUGCAGUAUGGACUCGUCAAGGGCAUUGAGAAAUAUGUAGUUGAAGACACAGAAGAAGCCAGAUUGAACAAAAACAAGUAUCCCAGACCUCUUAAAGUAAUUGAGGGGCCUUUGAUGAAUGGCAUGAAAAUAGUUGGUGAUCUUUUUGGGGCUGGCAAGAUGUUUCUGCCUCAGGUGAUUAAGUCUGCUCGAGUUAUGAAGAAGGCAGUUGGUCAUCUCAUUCCCUUCAUGGAACAGGAAAGAGAGGAAAUGCGUGCAUUGUCAGGAAGCAGAGAAGACGAUAACCCUUAUAAUGGCACAAUAGUGCUGGCGACAGUGAAAGGUGAUGUACAUGACAUUGGCAAGAAUAUAGUGGGAGUUGUUCUGGGCUGCAAUAAUUUCAGAGUUAUUGAUUUAGGUGUCAUGACUCCAUGUGACAAGAUACUCAGAGCAGCUCUGGAAAAUAAAGCAGAUUUUAUUGGCCUAUCUGGUCUCAUCACACCCUCUUUGGAUGAAAUGAUAUUCGUUGCUAAGGAAAUGGAGAGAUUAGAAAUAAAGAUUCCAUUGCUGAUUGGAGGAGCCACUACUUCUAAAACACACACAGCAGUAAAAAUUGCACCACGAUACAGCGCUCCUGUCAUUCACGUCCUGGAUGCUUCUAAGAGUGUGGUAGUUUGCUCUCAGCUUUUAGAUGUGAAUCUAAAGGAUGACUUUUUUGAAGAAAUACUAGAAGAAUAUGAAGAUAUUAGACAGGACCACUACGAUGCUCUCAAGGAAAGGAGAUACUUGUCCUUACAGCAAGCAAGAAGCAAGAGCUUCUCUUAUAAUUGGGUAGCACAGCCUAAACAAGUUAAACCACAAUUCAUUGGCACUAAAGUUUUUGAAGAUUAUGACUUGCAGAAGCUGGUGGAGUAUAUUGACUGGAAGCCAUUUUUUGAUGUUUGGCAGCUUAGAGGCAAAUACCCAAACCGGGGAUUUCCUAAAAUCUUUAAAGAUAAAGCAGUAGGGGAAGAGGCAAAAAAGGUCUAUAAUGAUGCUCAAAGCUUGUUGAAAACUUUGAUUGCACAAAAGAAACUUAAAGCCAAGGGUCUUGUUGGAUUUUGGCCAGCUCGGAGUAUUCAAGAUGAUAUUUAUUUAUAUGCGGAUGAGGAAAUGCAGUCUCCAGAACCAAUAGCUAAAUUCCAUGGCUUAAGGCAGCAGGCUGAGAAAGACCCUGCCGAUACAGAUCCCUAUUACUGCCUGUCGGACUUUAUAGCCCCUCUGGAAUCCGGAGUUAAUGAUUAUCUGGGUCUGUUUGCUGUGGCAUGUUUUGGAGUAGAUAAGUUGUGCAAGGAGUAUGAGGAACAAUGUGAUGAUUACAAUAUCAUAAUGGUGAAAGCACUGGCAGACCGCUUGGCAGAGGCAUUUGCAGAGGAACUCCAUGAAAGGGCUCGAAAAGAAUUCUGGGCUUACUGUGGAAAUGAACAACUGGAUUUUUCAGAAUUACGUAGAAUCAGAUAUGAGGGAAUCCGUCCAGCUCCUGGUUAUCCUUGUCAGCCUGACCACACAGAAAAACUCACUAUGUGGAGACUGGCUAAUAUUGAAGAUGAAACAGGUAUUCAGCUGACUGAAUCCUUAGCUAUGAUGCCUGCUUCUGCAGUGUCUGGUCUCUACUUUUCUAAUCCUGAAUCCAAAUACUUUGCUGUUGGGAAAAUACUGAAAGAUCAGGUGGAAGAUUAUGCCUUAAGGAAAAAUGUUGCAGUGGCAGAGGUUGAAAAAUGGCUGGGACCCAUUCUCGGAUAUGAUCCAGAAUAACUGUGCAUGUAAGAGGUGGGAAGGAACUAGGCAAAAUGAGGGCUGGAGUUCAGCAGACAACUCCAUGUGGCAGCCACUUGAAAAUGAUUGCUCAUGUUGGCCAUCCCCACCAUGACAAGCAUUUAUGGACAUGCCCCAGCAAACCUGAAAUAAAAAUGCUGACAGUAGAAGAAAUCUUCAGAAUUUGGCUACCAUGAGAAAUUAUUUAAAAUGAUUUCAAUGUAACUAUUUCAUGUGCACAUAGAUAUUCUUGUAGGUCAGUGAGAACAAAUGUAUCACUUUGAGUCCUCAUUGGAAAACCCUCCUGGUUGGUUUUAGAGCUUUGAUUACGGAGACGAUUAUGCAUAAAAUAUUAUCCCUCUCUUGUUAAAUAUUUCAGCACAAUAGUUUUAUAUUUAAAUAUGUCCUUAGUGCAGUGCUAAUGAAAUGGUACACUGAAACCCAUACCCGUAAUUAUGUCCUUGUUAUUUUAUUGUAACUGAGUUGAGUUCAGUUUGUAACUAUUACGAAUUAGAUGGACUGGACACACACAUCCAUCCCAAAGAACUGAUCUUUAAUUGGAUUGUGCCAGUGUGUUCAAAGAUAAAUGCUACAGAAUCAGAAAACAAUGUAAUGGGGACAUCAAGUGCCUUGGUUCUGUAUUCAGGCACCAUCUUCUUAAACAGACUUCCUGCUUGCUCAUUCUUGCUCGGCUCUUUGCUCUUGUUAAGGACUCAGAAAAAUGACAACCUCCUCAUGGUUUUCCUGAUCUUUUCCUGUGAGAUAAUGUGUAUGUCCUAUUCUUUGUUCCUGUAGAAGAGUGCUCUGUUGCUUAUGGAACACACCAAUAACUGCCAGGCUAUUGGGUGACACAUUGUUUUACUUUUUAAGGCUGGGAGUCAGACUAGCUGCUUACAUUGGGAUAAUAAUACAGUUCUGUAACCUCUAGGAGGUUUUCGCAUCCACUUCUGAUGAUUGUCUGGAUUUCUCUCACUGGAGUCCAUGUCUGUUCUAGUUUGAAGGUUAUGUUUAGGUAAGUUCUCCAUAGAAUCUAGGUAAAUAAAUUCACAUAGCCAUAAGGAAACAUUCAAUAGGAAUAUUUCUUUUCUCCAGGACCAAUAAAUUAAAAGGUUAAAAAUUGGGCAACAUUAAUAAUUCUCCAGAUAUCUGGUUAAUCCAUUUAUGAACUGAGAAAGGGUUAUUAGAUCCAAUGGAAAAGCUCAUAGCAGAGCAGAUCUUUCCCUUCCUUUCCCCAGGAAGCCUGGUUUUUCUUGUGAAGAUCCUCUCUGCUGGCAGCAUACCUUAGCAGAGGGGGAUGAUUGUUGCUGCAGCACACUGUACUGCACCAUAUUUUAUACAUGAGGCUCUCCCAAUCCUCAGAGUAUUUUCUGGACAGACAGCAGACUGUGUUUAGGAUAGAAGAUAGAUGAUGAUUAGGAAAAGAGCAGCUCCAUCAAUUCUGUCCACAAGCUUUUCUGCUGGAUCCAAACAAAAAGUCCAGUGACACUUCUUGUAACCAUUUUUGAUAUGUUUGUUUAAUCCACACAUCAUCUGUUCUUCUGGGGCCACAUUGCCAAGUGAAUAGCUUCUUUAAGUAAUGUCUUAGCAACAUUAUAUUCUAAACAGUCAUCUGACGGCCCUUUUUGCAUUACAUAAGCACUUUGGAAGCUAUUGCAGCAUAGCACCUUCCUUGCCACACAGGUAACUAGAAGCCAUGGACCACAUGGAGAGAAGUCCAUAUAAUGCAUCUCUUUUCAUGCCAGUGCUGCUUCCAGUUCUAGGAGAGGUGACAUUGGCUGUAUUUUUGGAUUUCUCCUGGUCUUCUGAUGUUACCUGAAUAGUUUUUGUGCCAGAAGGUAAUAGCAGCUCCCACACUACUUGAGUAAUGUUUGAAGCGGGAAACCCCUUCACUGCCUAUUUAUAACUUGAUGUGGGGGUGGUGAGGGGAUGUUAAGAUUAGAGGACCAGAGAAGGAGCAUAUGGGAGUGACUGGCAAGACGAACAUAGUAGUGAAAGCUCUGGAAAAGUCAUCACCCAACUUGAACAGGGAAGAAAAAGAGGGCUGUUCCAUUUGACAGGAGAUUGAAGCAAAGGAGGGUAAUAUGCACAUAUAAACAAUGAAUAGAAAUCUGCAUAGUGUCUUCUUGAAGGAUAAUCUCCUGUUCCCAGGUGGCAAAUCCGGUUGCCCUCUGGAUUAGCAAAGCUACCCUAGGAUGCUAUGUUUCUGUGGUGCAAUUUGCUCACAGCUGAUUAUUUAACAAAUACACAAAAUUACCUGUACAGAAUAUUAUAGACCCUGACAGAGCAGUAGACCUUCUGAUAAAUGUAAAUGUUAAGUAAAUUGAUGCCACUUUCAAAUACAUUCAUAAUCAGCCUGAGAUUUAUGUAAAGGUCACCAUAUUCUUCAAUUUUUUUGUAUUUUACAUGGAGAUUCAGAUUGGAACUCAAAAUUUGUCAUUAAAUUUGGUUUGGUAAAGUAACAUUA